Molecule: messenger RNA, 471 nt
Organism: Suhomyces tanzawaensis NRRL Y-17324
Lineage: Eukaryota; Fungi; Ascomycota; Pichiomycetes; Serinales; Debaryomycetaceae
Exons: 1
Coding region: 1-471 (156 amino acids)
Source: RefSeq, a predicted model, not a curated record
AUGGGAGAGGAGCUCAAAGACUAUUUAUUAUAUGCCAAUUUCUCCCAGCAACUAUUUCUGGCUUCCCACCUCAACCUCACAAAUAUGAACCAAGACGUUCCCCAACGGUCGCCCGCCCGCCAGUUCAACGUUACCAAGCAGGACCUCUUACUUGCCUCGCCCGCCCUGGACACCAGUUCCUUCGAAUCCAAGCGUAUGAGCAACUCAUCGCUCUCGGACGAGUCCAUAUUCUCCCAGCAUGACGAAGCUCCUGCACCCCCUCCCGACGAGUUUGGGUUGAGGUUGGACUUCGAGGACUGGGAGUCGUUGUUGGACGAAAUACAAGUGGACCAACAUGGCCGUUCCAGCGUGGUGUGCAAGAUCGACGACGUGGUGACGAUUUUGGGAGAGCACCAGGGGUCGCAGUUCCGUGCCAGCACCUCGCUGAAGGACCGCAGAACGAAGACGUUGUCUUACAUCAAUGUGGCGUAG